AUCAGGGGGAAGUUUACAGUGCGCUGACGGACUUUUGGAGAGUUCAGUGUUGUGCGCUCUCGGUGCGUCACACGCUCCACAGUCUCCACCGUGAAGUGCACGACUCCAGACUUCUAUUCUACAUGCAAACGCAGCCAAGGCUCCGGCGUCUCUCAGAACCCAGCAGCCUCCGCUUCCCUCACAGGCUCCAAUUCGCGUCUACUUGUGGCUAAAUCUCAGGAGCGAAAUGGAUGUCAUUCCUAUGUGCAGCAUCUUCCAGGAGCUCCAAAUUGUGCACGACACCGGAUACUUUUCAGCUUUACCGUCCCUGGAAGAAUACUGGCAGCAGACAUGCCUCGAGCUGGAGAGGUACCUCCAGAGCGAGCCGUACGUCUCGGCCACCGAGCUCAAAUUUGAGAGCCAGGAGGACCUGUGGAGCAAGCUGAUGCUCGCCUGCGGGGACAAGUCGAACGAGUCGGACCCAAAGAUCCCCCACAUCAAAGAGGAGGAAGACAAUCAGGACAGCCAGCACCUGGACGCCGGCGGCUUCAACUCCGACGCCAGCAGCGAGGCCUCGGACAGCUCCGAGGAGCUCUCCCCGACCCUCGACUUCUCCUCCGGCUCUUUGACUGACAUUCUGGGCGACAGCGGCGAAGACCUGGGCUCCGCCAUCAUCAGCACGCCGCCAUCUUCCCCCGAGCUCGGCAAGGAGGGCUCCGUAGCCCAGGUGUGGAGUGGGAUACAGACUGUGCUGCACUCUCCCGGCAAAAUAAGGACUGGGGGCUUGGAGAGGACCCUGGAAAGGUCCGGUCUGACCAGCGGGGAGGCGUCGCCCGACGGGAGGAGGCGGGUGCACAGGUGUCACUUCAACGGGUGCAGGAAGGUGUACACCAAGAGCUCCCACCUCAAAGCACACCAGCGCACACACACAGGUGAGAAGCCUUACAGGUGUUCAUGGGAAGGCUGCGAGUGGCGCUUUGCACGAAGCGACGAGCUCACCAGACACUUCAGGAAGCACACUGGAGCAAAGCCAUUUAAAUGCAGCCACUGCGACAGGUGUUUCUCCCGCUCCGACCACCUGGCGCUGCACAUGAAGAGGCACAUCUAAGAUGGCCUCCGCGUCGAGAGCUCUGAGGGAUGAUUCUGGUUGAUUGUCCUGACGCGUUUGGGGAAUCAGCGAGGCCGGUGUGUCCUGGGAGCGUUAACGGGGGCACCGCCGUGUUCCAGUCAGUGGAAGAAAAAAAAAACAUGAAGCAACGCAGGCUAUUAUUUGCACCAUACUUAGUGCCUCCAACACCUCGCUGUGGAGAUUGCUCUUGAAAGGCUUUUUGCGGCGGAGAGCGGGAGGGCAACGAGAAAAACUGGGGGGAAAAAUCUGGGCCGGAGAAGACGGGAAGAGACUCUUCUGUAUGGUGUUCAACGCUUUUUUUUUUUUUUUCCUGGAGGAUCAUUCGUGGGACUCCGGUGGGGGGUGGGAGUGCCCUUCCUCCAUUGACAGUGUGUUUGCCUGUGCGCAUGGGGACUGUGAGUGCCUGCGACUGGAUGCCUGUGCUGGAUUUGUGGAGCAGAUGGAGCUUGCAUUGUGGACCCGCGAGUGAAUGACAUGGAGGGGGUGGUGUCAUACAAGGGAGGGUUUGUUUUUAACGGGGGCCUGGGAGGGGAAGCUGGGGGGGUUACCUGUUGUCUCACUAAGAAUGAAUGCAAGCAAGAGGUUCUGUCUGUGUUGAUUGGGUAAGACGAGGAGGAGGAGGAGGAGGAGGAGUAAGGGGAGGGGAGUUGUUUGAGAGAUCGCCCCCUUUCUGCCCGGAGGUGGAACUACAGCUCCCUGUCCGAAAAAAAGUGGGAGGUUGUUUUGUUUAGUGCAGCUAUUAAAUGUGCAAUGUAUUACAUAGCCUGUCUCAAAAAAAAAAACAAAAACAAAAAACAUACACGCUACAAAGCUCAUUUUGUUGUCCACCGUUGUAAGCAUUGUAUCUUUUAACAGAAAAAAAAAACAAAAAACAACAGUUGUACACGACGGUUUAUCGCCAUUAUAACAAAUGUUGCAUGGGAUCUGGGGAUGUGUUGCUCACCUCUUUGCUUAUAGGACAACAAAAUUCCAUUCAGGAGCAGCUACCUUCAUAAUAUUCAAUAUCAUAGUAUUGUACAAAACACAUAAGGCAGUCAUUUUUCUGUUUUUGUUUUAUUUUCUUUUAUGAGAAAUUGGGGAUACCACUAUUAGCUUAGCAGCUGUCUUGAUCUUGGGGGAUUAUUUUUUCUUCCCUUUUUCUUCACGUAUGAUUUUCUCUCUUCUGUUUCUAUCUGUAAAUGCACUGUUGACCUUACUGAUGCCUUAUGUAAGUGGCCUUGUCCUGUUUAAAUAGUUCACUCUUUCACACAUACGUACACGUACGAACGGCCGUUGCGAAUGCAGUAGCGCGUUACCGAAUAGCUUUAUAAAGGCUCCCAUCCAAUACAAUUGCACCUUUUUACCAUUUUUUUUUCUCUCCCGCGGCAGACUCCUCUGAACUCUUGAAUAUCAAAAACAGUAACUAUGUAUCAGCUUCAUAAUGACUGCCAUUUUUACAUUUUUGUGCAUUCUUUCUUCAAUAUGUCAUAAAUAUAUAUAAAUAUAUAUAUAUAAAUACAGCAAACUAAAUCUCCAAAAUGACCCGGAUCUGAGAGAGAAUUGUGGAGCACUUGGGGAAAAAAUAAAAAAAAGCAGUUCACUAUGAUGCUUUACUACUAUGUAGUAUAAAAUGGUGUGGAUGCACUUCUGAUAUGAGCUGUAACAUGCUGUCAAAAGGUACAAAAGUCUUGGAAACAAGUUCUCGCGAAAGGUGGUGAUGACAGUGAGCCGCCGAAUCUAUAAUGAGCUACCGCAAAUAAACCAUUCACACUGAGGCGAUUUAAAUCACUCGAUGUGUCAAAAGCCUAUUUUCUCAAAGAUAAGACAUCCUGUUUAAAGUAAUUCUCAAUCACGAGUCCAUGUUGUUGAUGUUUUGGUUAGUCCCAGCCCUCGGGUGAGGGUGAGUCGCUAUCUUUACUCGGGCCUAGUUCAAACAACUCAUGAUCUGAUGAAACGGUACCUAAACCUGUCUGACCAGUUCAGGUGAGCUGUGCUGCAGGUCUACAGGUUUCUGUCUGUCUGCAGGUUAACUGUAGUAAAACUAGGACCAGGUAUUAGUCUGUACCAGCUUCACUUCACGCACGUUUUAGCUUCACUUACAUGACGCCGUCAAACGAUGAACCGCUCUGAAAUCACAGGUUUAUUGACUCAAUUGGAUAAUCAAAUCACUUUUUUUCCCCUCAUUUGUACAAAAGAAAAUUAAUAAAAAAUACUUGGAAGAUUUGCCACUAAGUAAAAACAAGUGUUGAGAGAGAGCUUCAUUCAUUCAUUCAUUCAUUCAUUCAUUCAUUUGUUCAUGUGUCACUCAGUAGUUGACAUCACAGGUAGCCUUGUUGUUAGCGUGCAGGUGAACCUGUUGAUCGCGAAAGGAAAUUUUCUUGAGGCAAUGCUUCUUUUUACACUGAGAAAUGUAAAAAUGAAUAAAAAAAAAGGAAAAAAAUGAUUCGUUACAUUGUUAACUAAGAGAAUUUUGUAAGGAAGCUUCUAUUUUGAACGGGUACGGGACCAAAAAGAAAAAAAGUAAAACGUGUGCAGCGUGUCGUUUCUAAACGCGGAAGACGAGCGGCUGAAGAAUUACUGUAAAAUAGAUGCACUCCAUUAUCCUUCAUUUGCUUCUGUAACAUCUUUGGUUUUUGAUUUUUUUUUGGAGAAAAUCCAGAAGAAAGGUCGUGGAAAUGUACAUUUUAACUGGCAUCAAUAGCGCCUACACCUGUGGCCUAUCAACUUUCAAGGAAACAAAAAAAAAGAAGAGAAAAAAAAGGAAAAACACAAACAACAACAAAAAAAAACCCAACAACUUUUCAGACGUGAAUUGUUCUGGACACUUGAAUUGUCAUAAAUCUACAUUCUGGUGCCCGUUAAGUAUUAAUUAUUUUAUUUUAUUUUAUUUUUUUUUUUAAAAAUGCCAUGUGAGCUCUUUCUUUUGACUCCUCAAAUACCUGCAAAGAUCUUUAGCUAGAGAAUCUUUAUUGGAUGGAAAAUACGAGGCUCUAUUUUUGUUCGUUUUAUGGCAUAACAAGAUUUUUUCAUUUUGGAAUUGUUUUGUAAAAUAGUUUCUGUAUGAAUGUAUUUUUUAUUGGAAAAAUGGAUAAAAAGACUAUUGGUUCUA
Molecule: messenger RNA, 4196 nt
Organism: Mugil cephalus (flathead mullet)
Lineage: Eukaryota; Metazoa; Chordata; Actinopteri; Mugiliformes; Mugilidae
Product: Krueppel-like factor 6
Exons: 4
Coding region: 227-1087 (286 amino acids)
Biological process (GO): regulation of transcription by RNA polymerase II
Molecular function (GO): DNA-binding transcription factor activity, RNA polymerase II-specific; RNA polymerase II cis-regulatory region sequence-specific DNA binding
Source: RefSeq, a predicted model, not a curated record